AUGGUGGUGGGGCUGGGGGUGAGGAUGGCGGUGGUGAUGAUGAUGAUGGUGGUGGCGGGGGGAGGAAGGGGCAGAGGAGUGUCCAUGCAGCGAGCUAAGGUGUGUGUGCGUUCUGUCACCUUGUCGGGGGAGAGUCACCUGAGACUGGUGAAGUCUAAAGACAUGGUGCCAGAGAUUGAUGAUCAUGAGGCUGCAUAUCUGGACAACACAGGUAAGACCAACGUCCUGUCCAGAGAGGACUGGUGGCAGCUGCUGGUGAGCUGCGUGCAGACGAUGAGCGAGGUGAAGCGCUACGAGGAGUCUGAGCUGCUGGUGGAGUCUGCCAUGGAGUUCUACUCCUUCUACGACAACAAGCCGCGGAGGAAGGAGCUGGAGUUCUUCGGCCUGUCCGCCACCAUCCUCGACCACAACUACUACAAAGCAUACAACUACAUCAGAUUGAUGUUGAUGGAAAAUCGGGAUCAGCCUCAGCUUUGGAAUAUUUUCAACCAGCUGACUAUCACCUCCCAACACCAGCGUCACCAUCGCUUCUGUCUGCGCCUCCUGCUGAAGCAUCCUGACAACCACGCCCUGUGUUUCCUGUGCGGUCACAACGCCAUGGUCUCCGGAAGCUUCAAACAUGCCCUAGGCCAGUAUGUCCAGGCCUUCCAGACUCACCCCGACACCCCCCUCCACAGCCUGUGUGUGGGCCUCACCUUCUUCCACAUGGCCUCUCAGAAAUAUGUGGCCAAACGCCAUGCGCUGGUGCUACAGGGUUUCUCCUUCCUGUGGCGGUAUGUGGAGCUGCGGGGAGUGUGUCAGGAGAGCAUGUACAACCUGGGCAGAGCGCUGCAUCAGAUGGGCCUCACAUAUCUGGCUAUACAUUAUUAUCAAAAGGCACUGGAGCUGCCUGCUCAGAAACUCGAGGGUAUCCCUGACGAUCAGGUGGAUCUGAGCAGAGAGAUCGCCUUCAACCUGUCUCUCAUCUACCAGGCCAGCGGGAACAUGAACAUGGCCCAGCAGAUCAUCAAAACACACUGCGUUGUCUGAAAAAAGAAUAAAGAUAUUUAUCUAUCCCAGGUGGAAAUUGGGUUUUCUGAAGAAAUGAAAAUAUUUAUUUACACAUAAGAAAAAAGUAAAUAAAAAAAUGUCCAAAUUGUACAAAAAGGUAAAUCAUACCUUUUAUACAGAUACACAAAAUAAUAAAAGUUUAAAUGUAUUCAGAGAUUACAUUUUUAAUUAGAAAUGUAUUUAUUUCUGUAUUGAUUCAUUUAUAAGCAAGGCAUCUUUGUCACAAACCAGCUGUACAUAUGUAUAUAAAUGCUGUCAUUUCAGUUAUGUUGUACAUAAGGCUGUGAGAUUUAAGAGUUUUUCAUAGUAUUGAUAUUUUUCUAGUUUUGGUAGCACUACUGCUAAAUUAAUUUAGAAAAUGUCAUAAUUGUUCCAGUCCCAUUUUAGCAAAUGUCCGAUUUUCUUAUGAAGGAUUUGAUUUACGUUUGCAUUAUUUAUAAAUGUAUAUACAGUCCUAAAGCUUCAGUAAGAGUAUAAUAAAACUGCUAUAACCCAUCAUGUAAAGAAAGUCAUAUUUGUUUUAUAAAGAAUUUCACUCCAACCAAA
Molecule: messenger RNA, 1596 nt
Organism: Notothenia coriiceps (black rockcod)
Lineage: Eukaryota; Metazoa; Chordata; Actinopteri; Perciformes; Nototheniidae
Product: general transcription factor 3C polypeptide 3-like
Exons: 8
Coding region: 1-1029 (342 amino acids)
Biological process (GO): transcription by RNA polymerase III
Cellular component (GO): transcription factor TFIIIC complex
Molecular function (GO): protein binding
Source: RefSeq, a predicted model, not a curated record